Castor canadensis (American beaver) is the source of this 1257-nucleotide messenger RNA. RefSeq names its product probable UDP-sugar transporter protein SLC35A4. Gene Ontology annotation, biological process: pyrimidine nucleotide-sugar transmembrane transport. The record is from RefSeq and is a predicted model, not a curated record. NCBI's taxonomy places the organism in Eukaryota, Metazoa, Chordata, Mammalia, Rodentia, Castoridae. Gene Ontology annotation, molecular function: pyrimidine nucleotide-sugar transmembrane transporter activity. Gene Ontology annotation, cellular component: Golgi membrane.
ACAGUAGUGCCUCAGCUUGCAUUGUGGACUCCUUUCCAUUCUUUGCUCCAUGGGACUGGCCCCAAGACUGUGGGUUACCAGCUCCUUCUUCCAACCUUAACUGGAGUGUGCAGCUAACUCUGAUUCUCAGUAUUCUCUCUGGUGAUGCACCACAGCUCCUCCCUUCUGGGAGCUGGCUCUAUAACUUGAUUUCCCUCAAAUGUGUCCCAAUCCCUCUGCCCCUUGCUAACUACACAGGCCACCCAGGUUCUGGGGUGGGCCAUGAGUGUUGAGGAUGGGGGUAUGCCAGGCCUGGGCCGUUCUAGGCAGGCCCGUUGGACACUGAUGCUACUCCUGUCCACUGCCAUGUAUGGUGCCCAUGCUCCAUUGCUGGCACUGUGUCAUGUGGACGGCCGAGUGCCCUUCCGUCCCUCCUCAGCUGUAUUGCUCACUGAGCUGACCAAGCUACUGUUGUGCGCCUUCUCCCUCCUGGUAGGGUGGCAAGCAUGGCCCCAGGGGUCCCCACCUUGGCGCCAGGCUGCUCCUUUUGCAUUAUCAGCUCUGCUCUAUGGAGCCAACAACAACCUGGUGAUCUAUCUACAACGUUACAUGGACCCUAGCACCUACCAGGUGCUGAGCAAUCUCAAGAUUGGAAGCACAGCCCUGUUCUACUGCCUCUUCCUCCGGCACCACCUCUCUGCACGUCAGGGGUUGGCAUUACUGCUGCUGAUGGUUGCCGGGGCCUGCUAUGCAGCUGGUGGCCUUCAGGACCCUGGAAACACCCUUUCUGGGACCCAUCCAGCAGCUGCUGCCAGCCCCAUGCCCCUGCAUAUCACUCCACUGGGACUGCUGCUCCUCAUCCUAUACUGCCUCAUCUCAGGCUUGUCAUCUGUGUACACAGAGCUGCUUAUGAAGCGACAGCGGCUGCCCCUGGCAAUUCAGAACCUCUUCCUCUACACUUUUGGUGUCCUCCUGAACCUUGGUUUGCAUGCAGGCAGUGGCCCAGGCCCAGGCUUCCUAGAGGGUUUCUCAGGAUGGGCAGCACUUGUGGUACUGAGCCAGGCACUAAAUGGACUGCUUAUGUCAGCUGUCAUGAAGCAUGGCAGUAGCAUCACACGUCUUUUCGUUGUGUCCUGUUCAUUGGUGGUCAAUGCUGUGCUUUCAGCAGCCCUACUACGGCUGCAGCUCACAGCCACCUUCUUCCUGGCCACACUGCUCAUUGGUCUAGCUGUGCGCCUAUACUAUGGCAGCCAUUAGCCCCUGACCACCUCCACUCCC